This is a messenger RNA of Acipenser ruthenus (sterlet), 1683 nucleotides long. Its product is annotated as vitamin D-binding protein-like. Lineage: Eukaryota; Metazoa; Chordata; Actinopteri; Acipenseriformes; Acipenseridae. Bases 77 to 1528 code for a protein of 483 amino acids. The transcript has 13 exons. Gene Ontology annotation, biological process: vitamin transport. Gene Ontology annotation, cellular component: blood microparticle; cytoplasm. Gene Ontology annotation, molecular function: vitamin transmembrane transporter activity; vitamin D binding. The record is from RefSeq and is a predicted model, not a curated record.
ACAGAACCGCUUCCAGAGGGACCUAGUAAUCGCUCAGCAGUCUGAAAAAUAAUUAAGAAUAGAUACUAAUUAAAACAUGAAGAUAGUUCAGAUUAUUUUGUUUACUGCCGCAGUGACCUUUGUUCACUCAAGAUCCAGAGGCAAAGACUAUGAAAAAGAGAAAAUAUGCCAACAGUACUCAAUGUUGGGAAGAGAGAAAUUCAAAGCCAGUGGGAUUGUUAUUUACAGCCAGAAAUUCUCAACCUCUACAUUUGAACAAGUGAAUGCUGUUCUUGAUGCAAUGGUAAACCUGGCGGACAAUUGUUGUGCAGAGGGUGCUGAUCCUAACUGCUAUGAUGAGGGGGCUACUGCUAUGUCUGAAGUCUCUUGCAUGGAGGAUUCCCCCUUUCCGAAACACCCAGGAAUCACAAAGUGUUGUGAAGAACAGAGCCUGGAGAGAAAACUGUGUUUGGCUAAUCUGCGUGUCCUUUCAGAAGAGUUUCCUUCCCUCGAGGAGCCAACAGAUGAUGAAGUUUGUAAGCAAUUCACAGCAGAUCCCAAAGGUUAUAUGGAGAGGUAUCUUUAUGAACUGGCAAGAAGGCAUGGAAGUGUCCCGGCUGGAUUAGUACUAAAUGCUACUGACAACUAUUCAAGAAUGGUUGCAUCCUGCUGCAGUUCAUCUCAAUCCAAAGUCUGUUUUCUUAAAGAGAGACUACAACAAAAGGAUUCCAAGUUAUUUUUACGAUUAGCUUCCCAUCUUUGCCACAACCAAGUGCAUUUCAAAUCUCUCAGUACUGGAUUGGCGGUACGUUUUGGACAGAUGAUACCUAGUGCUUCAUUUGAAGAAGUCUUACCUGUAGCCGACUAUCUUCAACAAGGACUUGCAAAAUGCUGUUUCAAUCCAAACCCUGAAUGCCUUAUUAAAGAGUUUAUAGGAUUGAAGACAGUCUUGUGCACGAAUUCCACCUUACUUGCCAAGUAUGAUAAAUUAGAAAAAUGUUGUACUAAACCUUGUCUGGAUGUUUUACCCUGCGUUGAUUCAUUGGACGCCCAACCUCCUACUCAAUUAGCAGAAAUACAAGAGCCUGAUAAUGAAGAUCUCUGCAAAGAUGCUAGUUCUGUCACUAUUAAGAAGUACUUCUUUGAGAUUGGAAAAAGACACCAUUAUCUUCCAAUCCCAAUUCUUGCAACAAUUUUUGGAGGUUUCAACAAGAUGGUGAAUUCUUGCUGCAGUGCUGAGGACUCCAACACUUGCUUAAAUACUAAGAAACCCCUGAUGAAGAAAGAGAUUGGAACAUUUAUAUCAAAGGCUAAUGAGAUAUGUGAAAAUUAUCGGAAACUGGAUUUCACUGUUUAUAAAGAAAGGACGCUGACACAUUUUCAAGAGAAGUUACCUGGUGCCACUAAGGAUGAAAUCAACAAAAAAGUUGAACACCAGACAGAGUUUGCUUCAACUUGCUGUUUCCCAAAAGGACCACCAUUGCGGUGUCAGAAGCUGGUAAACACAAUUGGACACACAUGUGAAGGCGAUACAUGUUUAUUAAUUUAGGAGCUCUCAAUGGAAGUCCCUUUCUGGAUACAGCAUAUAUUUAAAAUUACAAAUAAUUGUAGAUAAUACAACAGUGUAUAGUAAAAACUAAAAACUAAUUGCAUUGGUAUGACGUAUGAACUUUCAGUCAUCAAAUAAAAUGAAGGAUAAAAAUA